CGCCCUCAUGGACAAAACGGAAGAAACGCUCUCACUGUUUGUUUGUUCGAAUGCAGUUGAUGUUGAAAAUUGGAGCACUGUGCUGAAAUAAGAGACUGGAGAAUCCUGAAAUACUGCUGUAAAAACACAAGAGAUGGAGGAAGCUUCCAAGGAGACUGCGAAAACCUGGGGCUUCCGCAGGAGUACCAUCGCGAGACGAGAAUUUUUGGAAGCUGUUGGCUCCGUGGACAGCAUCACUCCUCCCGCCCCAAGUCACAGCGCUCAGGGUCGAGUGCGGGGGCGUGGCCGGGGCAAACAGACUGCAGCCUAUAAAAGAGGUUGUGGGGGUCGCGGGCAUGAGCUGGCGCCCGUGCUCACACCCACUGUUGAGAAGUUCAGCACUGAAGAUAAAGCUAUGGAAGCCACCAACGUGCUGCAGGGUGUUGUGGCGGAGCUGAAAUUAGGCGAGGAGUCUCUGAGCGAGGGAAGCGGAUCAGAUCAAGCCAAAGCCAGCGAAGGUCAUGAUGGUGUGAACUCUGAAGAUACAGAUGUAGGGACGCGACUACUGUUGGAACAAGAUCAUGUGAAUGUGUUAGGUACCACAGAUGACACAUCAGGAGGAACCAUGUUUUCUUCCACAGCUGGACAGGCAGGUGGAGAUUCAGUUGCAGUCACAGGAGCACAGAAAGCUGUUGGAGGCGGCAGAAGCGCUGAACGAGUGAAGGCAGAUGGUGAGUUUGCAGAGGAAAAGCGUGAAACUGAGGAAGAGGAGAGUAAGCGGAUGGAUCAAGAUGCUGUCUGCUGUAUAUGUCAACAAACACGCAAUAACAGGUCAAUGAUCUGCUGUGACUCUUGUGGAGAGUGGUGUCACACUGACUGUGUUGGCAUCACUGAAGCUCGUGAUCAUUUCCUGCAGAAGAGUGGAAAACUAUAUAUGUGUCCCUCAUGCUCUGAAGACCACAUCACCAGGAAGAUUAAAAGCACUAGCAGAAUCACCAUAUUUCAUGCGGAGGUGAAUGUGGAGGAAAAGGUGAAGGUGAUUGUGGAGGAAAAGAAGCAGAAGAUGGUGGAUGAGAAGGUUGCUCUUCCUAACUGUAUUGGUCCGGGCUGUAGUAAUGCUGCUCUGCCAGAGUCUGUGUACUGCGGUCAUCAGUGUAUUGUGCAGCAUGCAGCAGCAGCAAUGAAGAAUCUCUCUGAACCCAAAACUGAGACUAAACCUGCUGAACCUACCAAGAGUGAGAAACGAUCAUUUCUUGCAAAGCUUUUCAAGGUAAAGAUCAGUGAGAAAGCUGUACAGGAAGAGACUGGGAGCAAACAGGAGGUGAUGAAGGUAGAGUCAGUGUGUCCUGCUGCAGUCAAUGACCCUGAGAAACCAACAUCAAUAACAUCAUCAGGUCCUGCUGUAGAUGACAAACACACUAUUGAAGACAGAAAAGUUGAGUGCAAUACAGACACAUCACAGAGCCAACCCUCAGUUCUGACACUAGAUAGUCUCCCUCCUGAAAAGGCACCUGCAGCCCCACCGAUAAAGAAAUCCACACCAGGAAGAGCCAGGAAAACCAUGCCAGGAUCUCCACGCCUGGAGCUUCUGAGAGGCACACUCAGUAAAAACCCAUUUCCUGUCACUAAAAAGCCUUCUGAAUCCAUCAAACACACAGAUGUCCGACCCGCAGUGGAUGAACCAGUUGAGGACCCUCCCUCCAGUCCGCUACAGAUCAGACAGAACAUUCGCCGCUCGCUCACGGAAAUUUUGCUUCAAAGACUAAAUGCGAGUGAUGGUUUGAACAUCUCUGAAAGUGAAGUUGAGAAUCUGGCUGUGAACAUGGAGAAAGAGAUGUUCAAUAUGUGUUACACCACAGGUGGGGAGUACAAGAGUAAAUACCAGCAUCUCAAGAUCAGCUUGAAAGAUCCCAAAAACAAGGAACUGUGUCACCAGGUUUUGAAAAAAGACAUUUCUCCAGUUAAACUCAUCCACUUGAGUCAGCAGAACAUGAAGUCUGUUGAGGAGUGGACUGAUGACUCUGUGUUUCAGAGGUCUUUGAAGAAGGUACAGUCUCCUCUUUCCACAGAUAUAGAAGAACCUCUUCCUGUCUGUCCAGAAACAGUGGUCAAUGUAGAGAGCAAACCUGCUCCUUCACAAAGCCAAACAAGGAAAAUAAACUCGGAUGUCCCAGACGUGAUCAGCACCAUGCUGAAAGACACAACACCAGAACAUAAACGCCAUCUGUUUGACCUUAACUGCAGGAUAUGUACAGGCCAAGUAUCCAUUGAAGGGGAGCCUGAACCGAAAAAACUCAAGAUGGAUAAGACAAAGGAUAAUAGCGUAGAACAGAAACCUUCAUCUGUUGUUCAAGUUAUGGAAGAAGCACCCCCACCUACUAAGCCAGUAUUAGAUGCUGAUGUAAUGGAGUCACCUGCUUCUCCAAAUGCAGAGGACUGUGAAACACAGACCCCAUCAGUGGAUUUCUCCCCUGUUCUGAUCCCGUCAGUAUCCACUGUGUCCAUCUCAAGACGAGACCCCCGUACAGCUCAAUACCGGCUAACUCCGACAUGUUCUGGUCCAUCAGUUGUCUCUCCAACACAGCAACAUCCAACCCCAGCGCUCAAUGUCAGUGAAACUCCUAAAGAGAUAAUGCCGAUCCAUCCCUUGCACGUGCCGCCUCCUAUGCCAAAAUCUAUUCUCAUGAAACCCUUGCAUUCAUCAGCUUCCAGGGUAGACAAUUUAUAUGGCUCGACCACAAGGCUGUUGGACUCUCAUGCUCCAUCUGACAAGGGUACAAGACAGUUUUUAUCCAAGCAGGACACUUUAUGGAAGGGCUUUCUCAACAUGCCAACUGUGGCCAAAUUCGUCACAAAGGGAUACUUAAUCUCAGGCUCCCCUGACAUUCUGAAAGAGGACUUACCAGACACUAUCCAAAUUGGAGGCAGGAUAUUGCCACAAACUGUGUGGGAAUAUGUUGAGUUGAUAAAAACAUCUGAUGCAAAGGUGCUGUCAUUGAUUCGGUUCCAUCCAUCAUCUGACGAAGAGGAGGUUGCAUAUGUGUCUUUGUUCUCUUAUUUCAACAGUCGAAGGAGAUUUGGGGUUGUUUCUAAUAUUUCUAAACACAUCAAAGAUCUUUAUCUCAUUCCUCUGUGUGCAAAACAGCCCAUGCCUGAUGUACUUCUUCCUAUAGAUGGACCAGGGCUCGAACAAAAUCACCCUAAUCUUCUAAUUGGGUUAGCAGUCUGUCAGAAACCAAAGCAUCCUGAGGCAUUGCCACAAGAGUUUAGUGAGAAGAAAUCUAGAUCCCUGAUCCGCUCGGAGAAGAAGGAAACAAGCAAUCCUACCUCACCUGAUGUUAGACAACAUAACACAAAGGAUUGUGAUACUGAUAUCCCCAUCAACACAAUUGUUCACAGACCUUUACCUUUGUUUGUGUCACCAGACCCACCAUGCUCUGCAAGAUCCCUUUCUGGCCCAUCUUCUCUGUCUAGUGUGUUAACUGUGUCAAAACCCACCACAUCUAUCAACACUGACCCAUCCAAAGACAGCUCCUGCACUACACCACUUCAGACCAUACUUAACACAUUAUUUGGUCAAAAGAAGCAACAAUCUUAUGUCCCAGAGUGUAAGAUGAGCUCUUCAGCAGAUGAAGUUCAGCAGCAACAGAUGUCUAAAGAAACAAUAAAUACAAUGGAGUUAUGUGACAAUAGGCCUUAUGAUCCGGAGGAAUAUGACCCAGCUACUACAUAUGGAGCCAUGGAGCUGACUCCAGCUGAAGUUGUGGAGUCUAAAGUUCCAACUGCAGCACCAGAUGAUAAUGAUUAUGAUAGACCGUAUGACCCUGAGGAGGAGUAUAAUGCAGUUGACAAAGGUGUAAAAAAUAUCAUACCCAAAGCAUCAGAAGCCAAAUCUAUAGAAGAAACCACUAAAGCGAACAGUGAAGUAGCCUAUGAUCCAGAGGACGAGACUGUGUUUGAAGAGAUGCAAAAUUACCUCACAAGUAAUGCUAUACCUCACAAAUCUGACAUCUGUGAACAGGUCAACAUUUCAAGUUCAACGUUGUCUGAGCAGCAAAAAAUUCUGGAAGAAUUAAAUAGGCAGAUAGAGGAACAGAAAAGGCAGCUAGAAGAACAGACAGAGACUCUGCGUCUACACAAGGAAGCAAUUGGUGUUUCCAUGGCCCAUUUUUCUGUUUCUGAUGAUCUGAUGUCACCACCCCCAUCGUUUGGCAGGGAAGAGGACAAAAUGUCCUUUUUUCCAACAGUUUAUCAGAAUAGGGAUGCACAGACCUGUCAAAAAACAAGCCUGGAUGCUGCGAAUGAGAGGCCUGAAUGCGAGACUGAUGAAAAAGAAAGUGCAACACAAGAAUUAUUAAACAUGGAAGAAGAACAGAAUGUAGUAUUGGACACAAAGAUAGAGAAAUCGGCUGAUGAUGAAAGAAAACCUAAAGAAGGGUCACCAGAUAUUGCAACUGGUCAAUCACACAUCACUAAAGGCUCCCACUCAGAGUAUUCUAGCAAAACAAGAGACAAAGGUAGAAGGUCUACAUUAAGCACCAAUAGGUCAACAAGAAGGUCACGGCAUGAAUGCAGAUCAUACCACCAAGAGAGGGCAUCUUCAAGAGCAUUGCAUAAAAAUAGAGACCCAAAGGAUGAUUCAGACAAACGGCACAGAAGUAAACAAUCUGCGGAGCAUAACCCUUGGCGAAGUCACAGUGACAGAAAAAGACUGACAUCCUCAAGAACAAGGCUUGAUCACCAUCACAGAGACUCAACUAGGAAAAGGAGAAGUCAUUAUUCCACAAGUUUACGCUCAUGCCCGAGAGACGGAUCUUCACAGGAUGAUAGUUACCAGUCACAUAAGACUGACCAGCAAGAGCCUGGACCAUUUGCAGUGCAAAGCACUCAGUCUUCACAACCAGAUUCUAACCUGGAGCCAGGCAGCAAUCAGGUGCAAUCUCUGCACAAAUUACGACAAAGUGGUAAACUACGGGGUGAUACUGCUACAAAUCAAACUAAGAAUCAACUGCAAAGCAGCCAUGAGACAGAUCAGAGCAGCCAGAAACCUCAAGCUUCCCAAAACGCUGGUGGAGCUUCAUUACAGUCAUUUGACAGUAAUCGGCCAUUCACUGGUCAUUUUAAAAUGAAUAGAGAUAAUGUGCCCCUCAACAAAAUUGACCAGUCUUCUAAACAAGGAUCGUUGCUGCCUUCUCCUGGCAGUGGUUAUGUUGCCCAUGAUCAAACAUUCCAGCCAACAAACAUCACUACAGCACAGUUUUCAGAAAGUCAGUCCUUGGUGAGGGGAGCUCCAUCUAACCAGCCACCACUAAACCAAACCGCUAAUGUUUGUGGGUCUAGACAGAUUAUUCAAAAGAGAGGUCUGCCACUAAUUAAAAAGUAUAAUUAUUUCCAACAUGAGACUGAAAAAUUAUGCCCAGGAGAUAACCCACAAAUUGCUUUUUCACAAUCUAACCCUGAGCAGUUCUAUUGCAGUGAUAUUACACUUCAAAAAGAAAGAAGCAAACUUUUAGUGCAUGAGGAAGAGCACAAGAAUCCGCUUGAUCAUCGCCAGUUUGAUCACCAAAAUUAUCCAAAUAACAUGCUAAGAAGAGACACAGACCAGGUCCAUCAAAAGUGUCAACAAUCCCAGCUACCCCAGUUACAUGAAUGCAGUUUUCAAGAACCUGAAACCGAUCAAUUUCAUCCCAAUAAUGGGAAAAAACAAAAUUUUCAGAGAGAUGAGUCUGCCCAGUUUCAGGAAAGAGAGUCAAUAUUAGGGCCUGCCCCUAUGCAAAAUGAGUCAGCCCAGUCUCAGCAAAGAGAGUCAAUAUUAGGGCCUUCACCUGUGCAAAAUGAGUCUGCCAAGUUCCAACAAAGAGAGUCACUAUUAGGGCCUGCCCCUGUGCAUAUGGGCAAUUUCAGGCCUCUUAAUCGACCUAGGGCUCCACUUGCUUCAUGUUAUGAUAAGUGGAAACCAUCAAGGGAGCCUCCUACUUUGCCCAUGGUGGAACAAAAAGGUCCUAAAUUUGGUCUGCACAUGAAUGCCAACCCUAGUGUUUUGGAAGGUUCUAGACCUUUUCAAAACUUUGGACUAAAGGUCCAAUCCCCAGGCUUUGUGAUGCAUGAGAGUUCUGGAUUGACUAAAGACCAUCAGCCCAAAGGACCAUUCACAGAAAAGAUGUUUGAGAGUGUUGGACCUUGUCAAACAAUUGGGCCAAGGGGCCCAUCUCCAGGGCCCCUUGGCCCUUUUCAGCAUGAUAUGGAUGGUCACAGUAGGUUACGUCAGUUAAUGCUUGAAAGAGCCCAUCUACAGCUGAAUUCAAUUGAACCAGUGAGCCCUCCUAAUGUUGCUGGGGCAUCUGAAGAACAGUUAAGAGAUAUGCAACUACCACACUGUAAUUCUUCAAAAGGGCAUGUUCCACAUAGACAGUUUCACAAAGAACAGUUUGACAAAAGUGAAUCUCAUCCUCCACACUAUAAUUAUCCAAGAGGUUGUGCACCAUUCAAGGAAUUUCAUGAGGGGCAGUCUAAUUAUAGAUGUUUUUCACAUGAGCAGCCUAAUGGGCCAAGAGGACAUGCUUCCCCACAUAAUGCAUAUGAACCUCAACACUCUAACUGUCACCAAACAUUUGCAGAUGAUAAGGAAGACUACAGGACCCAGACAUGUAUUCCGAGACAGGCUCAAAUACUCUAUCAAGACCCAACAUGUGGUCCAAACCAUAGCCAGUUUGAAGGGCAGCAAUAUUCAGAAAUUAGGGGUAAAACAAAAGAGGUUCAACAAUCUGACUUUACAGGACGAGGUAGGGGAAAUGUAGGGAAAUGUUUUCAAAGGCAACAUGAAAUUAAUGUACAAAUAAAGGGGCCUCGUUUUGACUCGCCACAGCAGUUACUGUGCCAAAGAGAAGCAUCUACUGAUUUUAAAGGUCAGAGAAGGCCUUUGCCUCAAAAUUGUGAACAUUGUGAGGAUCAUAAUGAAGCUCAAUCAUCUGGCCUUCCUCACCAUUCAACCUCAACCCCUACUCAGUUUAACAAGACACGACAUCCAAAUCUAUGUGAGAGUCAGAAUAUGGGACGGCAAAGGCCAAAUGUUGAGGGCCUACUUAGACAGACAAAUAUUCUGCCUUUACGACGUUCAGGUCCGCUACUCCCCACUCCACCUGGAGGUCCAAUUAGACCGCUCAUCCCCAGAGUACAGAGGCCUAACUUCCAUAAAGAAUGCAGUAGACCACAGGGACCAACUGCCAUAAGAGAAGGUCAUGUCACAGAGGACAUCAGUGGAUAUUUGUUUCAUGGAGAGAACCCAAGCAUUGGUCACAAUUUCAAACCUCAGCAAAGUGCUAACUCGAUAAGUGUCAUUCAAGAAGAACAAAGAGUAGGGCAUGAAGACAGAAGGAGAGAACAAAAUGUCCUGGACAAUAGUUAUGGACAACCAUGCAGAAGGUCAAGAGGAAGAAAUGGUAGAGUUAGGGCUGGAAAAAUGGGAAGGUUUGUUGAUAAAAUUCAAGACAAUAGAGAGAAAGAAAUUAGUUUAGAUAUAGACUCAGACAGAAGAGAUUUUUAUAGAGGAAGGGCAAGAGCAUGUGGUCGCUUACUGCAAAGAAAUGAUAGGAGCAGAUCCCAUAGAGAUUGGUCGAGGAGUCCAGAUUUAGACUAUGGGGACAUCAAGAUUAUCCCAUAGAUAGACAUAAAAAUUUGAAUAUAAAAGAAAAAUAGGAGCAAGGCAACCCCCUGAAUGUUUAAAUGUAUACUGUGUACAUGUCCAAGAUAGAGCUUGUUUUAAGCCAUUAUGUGGUUAGAAUUUACUCUUGGCUACAUCAGCAAAACAUUAUCUGUUUUGGAAAGUUGUGACAAAUUUUUGACAAAUGUAUUGAAUUUUUCUUAAGAGAUCCUGCUACACCGUUGUGAUUCAGUUGAUUGGUGAAAAAGAAAAAGGUUUUUCUUGUUAAGUUUUUGAAAUGUAAAAGAGUCUAAGCAGGACAUUUUCAUUGUAUAAGUUUAUGCUAACGUUUUAGAUUUGUAUCUCCUGCAAAGCUCUUGACUCAUGUCCUCAUGAGAUAUACUAAAUAACAAUGUACAUUUGUGUUCAUACAUUUUUAAACAGUUUCCUAAAUGCACAUUUGUAAGUCUGUUAGAGUCUCAAAAGAACCUUAUGUAUGUCCUCUGAUAUAUGCAGUAAAGAACUGAACCACAAAGCCUGGCCUAUGUUCUGAGAAUCUAUAAUCGUGUGCCUGUUGUUAUAAUUACAAAAUGGCCACAUCAUUUUAUUUUCACCCAUAGUAAUAUUUAUAAUCAAGUAUUGGAUGAGUGCAACACCGUUUCUCACCUUUUAUAUUAAUUAAUAAUUGCCAGUGUUUGGACCGUGACUAUUUUCAUCUUAAUGUUUUAAUGAAACAUUAACUGGGGACAAAAAGUAUACUCCGCUUUAAUAUGAGUCUAAUCUAUCUUUAUUAAAUUAGUAGUUUUCGAUAUGGCAGAGUUUAGCCUGUUUGAACAGUAACUUCAGUUAUUUGUCCAUUAUGCAUUUGUGUGCAUGCAAAGAGCUGCAGGUUUCAAAAUGUAAGUUUGCAUUUGCUCUGGUAAACUUUUGCAAUCCACAGGAGAUCACUAGAAAUAUGCCUGGCCAUUAUGGAAUUAAAACACACACUUAUGCAAGUAUAUACUGUUUAAACAAUGGGAGGCUUGCAAUGAUUUGUACAUUAUUAAGAGAGGACAGAUCAUAACUUUUCCGAAUUUAGUUCAUACUUGCACA
Molecule: messenger RNA, 8710 nt
Organism: Xyrauchen texanus (razorback sucker)
Lineage: Eukaryota; Metazoa; Chordata; Actinopteri; Cypriniformes; Catostomidae
Product: death-inducer obliterator 1
Exons: 16
Coding region: 134-7639 (2501 amino acids)
Biological process (GO): DNA-templated transcription
Cellular component (GO): nucleus
Source: RefSeq, a predicted model, not a curated record